GGGCUCUGGAGGGCCCCUCCAUUCAACGUUUAAAAGAGACGUGGAGACAGGUGUCCAGGAAGAACUGUCAAAUACUUAAAAACAUCCUCCAAACAUGCCACCGGGAGAGCAGGAAGCUUCUCAAGGAGGAGGUGAUAUCUGUGAGGGCCACCCUGCAGAUGGACCCCCAGGGAGCCCAGGAGAGACAGCAGCAGCAGGGUGUCGUCCCCUUCCUGGGCAUGUUCCUCUAUCACCUCAAGCUGCUGGACAUUGGGAUGGCAGAUGAUCUGGAAAAAUUCAAAGUCAUCCGGAGGAUCCAGCUGCUCCAGCAGGCUGCAAAUGCAUAUAACCUGGAGCUCGACGAGCGAUUUGGUGCCUGGUUCCAGGCCAUGGAGCCCAUCAGUGUCCAUGAGAGGUGAGGGGACAGGAGUUGGGUGAGGGCAGGGCAGACUCUCUCUGAUGGCCAGCUCCAGAGCCUGUGGCCUGGCUCGCUGAUCAGCCACAGAACUCG
Molecule: messenger RNA, 490 nt
Organism: Diceros bicornis minor
Lineage: Eukaryota; Metazoa; Chordata; Mammalia; Perissodactyla; Rhinocerotidae
Product: ral guanine nucleotide dissociation stimulator-like
Exons: 5
Coding region: 159-398 (79 amino acids)
Biological process (GO): small GTPase-mediated signal transduction
Molecular function (GO): guanyl-nucleotide exchange factor activity
Source: RefSeq, a predicted model, not a curated record